Molecule: messenger RNA, 2153 nt
Organism: Danio rerio (zebrafish)
Lineage: Eukaryota; Metazoa; Chordata; Actinopteri; Cypriniformes; Danionidae
Gene: amt
Product: aminomethyltransferase
Biological process (GO): glycine catabolic process
Cellular component (GO): glycine cleavage complex; mitochondrion
Molecular function (GO): aminomethyltransferase activity
Source: RefSeq, marked provisional
UUUUGCAGUGAAAGCAGAUUUACUAGUGUGAAGAGUCGAGAUCAAACGAGCUGACAGUUUGCUGUCUGUCUGCGUUGAACAACUGCUGUCAAACUCAACCAAACACAACAUGCUCGCGCGGGCUUUUGCGAAAGGACUGUGUAAGCGACUUUCAAGGGAAAGCACGCGGGCUGUCGGACUCGGAGCAACGGGGCGGCAGGACAGACAAGCUUCCACAGAGGUGACACUCAGGAAAACCCCGCUGUAUGACUUCCACAGGGCUCAUGGUGGGAAGAUGGUGGAGUUUGCAGGUUGGAGUAUGCCUGUGCAAUACAAAGACAGUCACAUUACCUCACACAUGCACACGCGCCAGCACUGCUCCAUCUUCGAUGUCAGUCACAUGCUACAGACUAAAGUCUAUGGUAAAGACAGAGUGAAGUUCAUUGAGUCUCUGAUUGUUGGAGACAUUGCGGAGCUGAAAGACAACCAGGGCACUUUGUCCCUCUUCACAAACUCUAAAGGAGGAAUCAUGGAUGAUCUGAUUGUAACUAAAACAGAUCAAGACUACCUGUAUGUCGUCUCCAAUGCUGGCUGUGCGGACAAAGACUCCGCUCACAUGCAGGCCAGACUGCAAGAGUUUAAAUCAGCAGGUCAUGAUGUUGAUUUAGAGUUCAUGGAAGAAAGUCUAAUCGCUCUGCAGGGACCAUCAAUGGCUCGGGUUCUCCAGAAGGGUGUGGGUGAUGACCUUAAGAAGCUGACCUUUAUGACCAGUGUUUUGACCCCAGUGUUUGGCAUCCAGGGCUGCAGGGUCACACGCUGUGGAUAUACAGGAGAGGAUGGAGUUGAGAUUUCUGUACCAAGUAAGGAGGUUGUCUCGCUAACUGAAAAGCUGUUAGCUGAUAGUGAGGUGAAACUUGCUGGUCUUGGUGCAAGAGACAGUCUUAGGCUGGAGGCGGGACUUUGUCUCUAUGGCAACGACAUUGAUGAGACCACUACACCUGUGGAAGCAACUCUUGUCUGGACUAUAGGUAAGCGUCGUCGACAGGCAAGAGAUUUUCCUGGCGCUGACAUCAUUGUACCACAAAUAAAGGCAAAGACUCCAAGAAAAAGAGUGGGACUGAUCUCCACUGGACCCCCUGUCAGACAACACACACCCAUCCUGUCCUCUGAUGGCAGAGUUAUAGGCGAGGUCACCAGCGGAUGCCCGUCCCCCUGUCUCAAGCAGAACGUUGCCAUGGGCUAUGUGGAAACCGCCUUCAGUAAAGCGGGCACAUCGAUCCAGGUAGAAGUGAGGAAGAAAGCAGUGCCGGCAGUGGUCAGCAAGAUGCCAUUCGUUCCCACCAAGUACUACAUGGGAUAGUAGAUCAACUGCUCACAAAGCAGUCUGUGUUUAUGAGAGGGUCUGCUAUAGACGAGGUCAUUGCCACUGGAAUAAAGACCAACAGUAGAGGUUAUGAGACACAUGUCAACAAUGAGCAUUCCAUAAUGCCAACUUACACAAUAUUUCUGUGUGUAAUUGUAUGUAAAAUACAUUCCAGCACAUUAUUGUGUAAUACUUACACAGAAAUGAUGACCACUUCACUAGAGGUUUGAAUCAAGUUUAGGAUAUAAGGAAGCAACACUGCUGUUUAUUGUGCGUAUGCGUGUGUAUGUGUCUAACAUAAAGCACUUAAAAUGUUAGUUUGGGUGUGGGAAGCUGACAUCUGUUUUAAAGAUUCCUGAGUAACAUUCCUUUAAAAAAGUCUAGUUGGUUUAUGCCAAUGUACUGCAUUACUGUCUGAAAUGUUUGUGUAAUUGACAAUAUUAAGAUAAUUAACAACUCUAAUGGGAUUGACAUAAAUUGUGUAGGAAAGUGCCUAAUUUCUCAAGAGUAGUUAAUCAUCAUGCUGUAGUAAUUAAUAACUUUAGACCACAACACUGUGAAGCCUUUCUGUCUGAAAGAACAGUCCUAUUUGUGUGUCAUUUUUGGGAAGUGAUUAAAUCAUUACAUUUUAUACAAUUUUAAUAUUAUACACCUUUUUCUGUUAACAUUUUAUACACCUUUACGUGAUUGGUGUGGUGGUGGAUCACUAAAAUGUCACUCAGGGUUACCAUAGUUUAUAUACCAAAACUCAGAUUCUCUGGGUGUACUUUAUUUGCUGGGUAAAGCAUGUUUAAAUAAAAUGUUAAUAUUU